AUGGCGGCAGCGGGGGCAGAAGGCAGCUGCGGCGGCGAGGAUGAGGGGCUGACGCUGCUGGGGUUCUGGUCGAGCCCGUACGUGCUCCGCGCGCGGUUCGCGCUGAACCUCAAGGGCAUCCCCUACAAGUACGUGGAGGAGGAGCUGUUCGGCGACGGGACCAAGAGCGCGCUCCUCCUGGCCUCCAACCCGGCGCACGGCGGGAAGGUGCCGGUGCUCCUGCACCACGGCAGGCCCGUGGCCGAGUCGCUGGUCAUCGCGGAGUACGUCGACGAGGCGUUCCCGGACCGGCGCCCGCGCCUCCUCCCCUCCGACCCGCACGAGCGCGCCACCGCCCGCUUCUGGGCCGCCUGCGUGGAGCAGAAGAUGGUGCCGGCGUGGGCCCCCGUGUUCUGCGGGAGGACGCUGGAGGAGCGGGUGAAGGCGGCGGGGGAGCUGGUGGCCGUGCUGGAGACGUUCGAGGGAGUGCUCGCCGGGGGGAGGACGGAGUUCUUCGGCGGGGAGAGCGCGGGGCUGGUGGACGUGGCGCUGGGCGGGUUCAUCUGGUGGCUGCGCGCGUCGGAGGCCAUGUGCGGCGUGAAGACCAUCGACCCGGCGAGGACGCCGCUGGUGGCGGCGUGGGCGGAGCGGUUCAGCGCGCUGGACGGUGUGCGGGAGAUGGCGCCGGACAUGCCGACGCUACUGGAGUAUCACCUCUGGACGCGGGCUCGCUUCGGGCUGCCGUUCCUCCCGCUGCACCAGCCGCCGCUGUAGAUUAUUCAGUUCCAAGCUGCUUCCAACUUCCCAAGCCAACCAUCGCGCUGCAAUUCAAUGGUGUAGUAGUGUCACUAGGCUUACUGUGGUGUGUUCUUAGCGUUCUCGCUUCGGAUUCCUGAAUUUCUGCCUGUAGUGUUGCUCUUAUGAAUAAGGGUGUGACUUUGGAUCGAGAAUUAACUCAAUUCUCAUCCAAGUCAUCCAAGUCAUGGUAUCCCCACCAUUUUAUUGUAUGUGAGCAAUUA
Molecule: messenger RNA, 998 nt
Organism: Lolium rigidum
Lineage: Eukaryota; Viridiplantae; Streptophyta; Magnoliopsida; Poales; Poaceae
Product: probable glutathione S-transferase GSTU6
Exons: 1
Coding region: 1-753 (250 amino acids)
Biological process (GO): glutathione metabolic process
Cellular component (GO): cytoplasm
Molecular function (GO): glutathione transferase activity
Source: RefSeq, a predicted model, not a curated record